Messenger RNA from Psylliodes chrysocephalus, 2116 nucleotides. NCBI's taxonomy places the organism in Eukaryota, Metazoa, Arthropoda, Insecta, Coleoptera, Chrysomelidae. The record is from the annotation of a GenBank genome assembly.
UAUUGCAUGUUGCAACAUCCACUGUCUGGAAGGCCCAAUUUUCGUAAGAAAAUGGCUAAAUAAUUAAGAAACUUGUCAAUUGUGGUGUCAAAAGAAAAUGUCAAAUCCUUGUUUUCAUUUCUGUCACUGUCAUUCGUCCAUGGAUGGAAGAAUGAUGAUGGAAAUGUUGAAAAUGUGACUUUUGUAAUUAAAAACUUUAAAUUUUAAUUUAAUUUUUUCAGCAAAGUUGGAAAUGGCUCUGCAUAAGUAAUUAAGAGCGUACCAAUUAGAUAUUCUGAACACGUGUUGUUAUCUUAACCUACAAAAUGUCUCUCCCGGUUGCAACUCGUAGUUCUUCUGGACUCAAUUUGUUUUCUGGACCACCAGCGUUUGGAGAUGUUAAAGAAUUUUCACCUCUUCAAACUAAAGUAUGUCGUACCAUGCUCUUUAGCCCAGAUGGGAAAUAUUUCGCUUAUAUUAAUGGACAAACAUUGAAAUUUGUACAAACAGAAAACUGGAAUAAUAGUUCAACUGUUGAAAAUGUUAAAGCAUAUCAUUUGUCAUUCUCCCCAAAAGGUACUUUUUUAAUGAGCUGGGAACCUUUUACAGUUAACAAAGCUAAUCCAGAAGGAAGUCCAAAUUUAAAAAUUUAUAAAUCAGAAAAUGGAGAACUUGUAAAAACUUUUGUCCACAAGAAACAAGCUAAUUGGGAACCACAAUGGAGUGCUGAUGAAAAAUUAUUUUCACGAGUAGUAAAUACUGAUGUUGUGUUUUAUGAAGAUCUUAACUUUGAAAAAAUUGUAGCUAGAAUCAAUAGCUACAAAGUAGCAUCAUACAAAUUAUCUCCCAACAUUGGAGUUUACUUCAUUUUAUGUCAUACACCAGGAAGUCCUGGACAACCAUCAUUUGGAAGGUUAUUUAAGUAUCCUAAUUUUGAAGCUGCCCAGGCUAUUGCAAAUAAAAGCUUUUUCCAAGCUGAUAAAGUAGAGUUUAUCUGGAACUCAAAAGGAAAUAAUGCUCUAAUUCUAACUUCUACAGAAGUUGAUAAAACAGGAGGCUCUUAUUAUGGAAAACAAGGACUGCAUUUUGUUGGAUUAAAUGGCCAAACUUCAAUUAUAACUUUAAGCAAAGAAGGGCCAAUCUACAAUGUACAGUGGUCCCCUAAAAACCAAGAGUUUUCUGUAGUUUAUGGUUUUAUGCCAGCCAAAGCUACUGUUUUCAAUUUGAAAUGUGAACCUAUAUUUGAAUUGGGAUCAGGUCCCAAAAAUUCUAUUUUCUACAAUCCACACGGGAAUAUAUUACUUUUGGGAGGUUUUGGUAAUUUGCGAGGUCAGGUUGAAAUGUGGGACACAGUUAACUGGAAAAAAAUUAGCAGCUGUGAUGCACCUGAUACCACACUGCUACAUUGGGCUGCAGAUGGAGAACAUUUUCUAACAGCAACUACUGCUCCUAGAUUAAGAAUUGCCAAUGGGUUUAAAAUUUGGCAUUACUCUGGAGUCUUGUUGUUUGAAAAAACAUUUAGUGAACCACAAGAACUUUAUGAUGUUGUUUGGAAGAAUUAUCCAAAAGGAACUUUCCAAGAACCUAUCAUUUCUUUGAAGAAGAUUGAAGGUAUUACUCCAAGUCAGCCACAAGCUUCUGUACAAGCUUAUAGACCUCCUUCAGCUCGUAAUCGUCCUGUUGUUAAAUUUACUUUACAUGAUGAUGAGGAAUCUGCUCAUAAACCAGGAAAAGAAGCGGCUCCAUCCAAGGCCAGUUUGAAACAAAAAAAGAAACGUGAAGCCAAGAAGGCAAAGAAAUUGGACGGAGAAGAUGAGUCAAAAGGACCAUCAGUUGUUAGCAGUGUUGCAGUGACAUUGACUGGAGACCCUGAAGUUGAUAAAAAGUUAAAGACAAUUAAAAAGAAACUUGACGCAAUCGAAAAAUUGAAAAUUCAACAGGCAGAAGGAAAACCAUUGGAAAUCAACCAAAUUGAAAAAUUAAAAGGUGAAGCUGAUUUGUUGAAAGAAUUGGAUAGCCUAAAAGUGUGAUUUAUUUUGCAACUUAUUUCAAUUGUUUUAUUUUUUUAUUAUAAAACUUACUGAUUAUAUGUUUGUUAAAAGUUUAAUAUUUUUUUUUUCUAAUAUAAAUUGCUAGC